Molecule: messenger RNA, 1204 nt
Organism: Daldinia vernicosa
Lineage: Eukaryota; Fungi; Ascomycota; Sordariomycetes; Xylariales; Hypoxylaceae
Product: VIT family-domain-containing protein
Exons: 1
Coding region: 135-1070 (311 amino acids)
Biological process (GO): intracellular manganese ion homeostasis
Cellular component (GO): fungal-type vacuole membrane
Molecular function (GO): manganese ion transmembrane transporter activity; iron ion transmembrane transporter activity
Source: RefSeq, a predicted model, not a curated record
GAAUAUAAUAGGUUGAUACGAUAUCUUGCAUGCAGCUCUAUCUUCAAAUCUGAAUAGCCGCAAGAUCAAGUAUUGCUCCAACUAGCAUCACUAGCAUUAACCCCCAAAUCAAGCCGUCUGUAGUUUAAAUCAGCAUGCAACUUACCGAUAUUAAAGCAUUCUUCGUCGGUUUAGGCCGUCAACGCCAACGAAGCCAAAAGACCCUAAAGGCCUAUUCCACCUUGGCCACAAAUCCAGAAAAUACCAUCGGCAUUCCGAUGAGUGCUGGAAGCGAAAGUAAUGAUUCUAGCUUUGCCAGCCUCCAAAAGGAUUACCAAUGGAGCUUAUCUCCGGGUCGUCUCCCCGAGUUCCUCUCCCACUUCACCUUGGGUUUCGCAGAUGGCCUCACGGUUCCAUUCGCACUGACGGCAGGACUAUCGUCCCUAGGUUACACUAAGACGGUCAUCUACGCCGGGAUGGCCGAAAUCUGUGCUGGGUGCAUCAGUAUGGGCAUCAGUGGAUAUCUUGCGGCGAAGGGGGAAACAGCCAUGAAGAACCGAGAUCACGGCGAGGGGCUCGAGUUGGCCGGACGAGAGAACAUCCUAGAAUAUCUUGCGCCCUUAGAACUGCCGUCUCAUCUUCUCCAAUACGUAAAGGAUCAUAUCGACUACAACCCUGCUGUGUCGCGACGGCUGCAGUGCCACUUGAACUCGACUGCCGAUGGUUUGACAAGUAAUACCAAAGGAUUCCCGCCUGCACUGGUCGGACUGUCAGUAUCCGUCGGGUACAUGCUCGGUGGUCUGCUUCCGCUAUUCCCGUACUUUUUCGUCAGCGAAGUUGCGGAUGGCCUUCGUUGGAGCUUCGUUGUCUGCGUUUUGGCCUUGUUCGUCUUCGGGUUUGCCAAGGACUAUCUUCUCCAUAAGGAAUCCGUCGGAAGUAGUUGGCAAUAUGGGGGUACGAAAAGAGGCCCUGUCGUGUGGGAAAGGGUGAAAAAAGGCUGCUGGGAAGGGAUAUGGAUGGUCGUUAUGGGAGGUAUUGCCGCCGUUGCAGCUGUUUUAUGCGUCAAACUCUUCGAGGGUGUUGUACCGUAAACCAUAACACCCUCCUCAAGAAUAUUUUAUAUAGCUCCGGGAUUCCGUCGCAUUAUUAUACCUUCCCCUAAGUCAUCCAGUAAACAACCCGAGUUAUAGGAAUGCCUAGUAAUGCCUAGUUAUGUAUUCCGUUC